AUGCGCGCAUCUUCUAUGCUACGCAUCGAGUCCUCAAAACUGUUCUGGGCACACCCAAGCGCCUCAUUCCUUCUAUCUGAUACCUGGCUUUUAGGAGGUGGGCACGCCGGCCGUACUUGCCACGACCUGGUAUUUCUUGGCUAUGCACAGAACGUAGAAAUUGAGAUCAACUGUCUGCACGAUAAGCUUUGGCCGGAGCACGAAGUGGAUGAUCCGUCGCGUUCUAAAGACAUGCGGCAGGAUGUGGUGGAAACUAUGUGGACUGCUUUGAGAAAAGGAUGUCCAAGAGUUAAGAAGGUAGUGUUCAACCAGCAGAUAAUGUCUGGGACGGACGUAGAGGGAACUGGAAAUGUGCCAGAAUGCUUGGAAGUGUUGAUACGAACUUGUCCGAAAGAUAUUGUUGCCGAAGCAUUCAUCGUGGAGGAACGAGAAGGACGACAUUGGAAUAAUGGCACGUACAGCAACUUUUACAAAGUAGAAUGCAGGACAGCACAUUAUCGGCCUUUGGAAGGUGGGAGCUGGGAGGAGCUCGAGCCAACAGCCAAACAAUACGCAGUGCUGGUGCCUGGACGAUUGUUUCGCGGUCCAGUUGGGCACUUUGAAAAAAACUACUUUCUUUUUCGAAGAAGGGUCGUCCAGGAAUACGCAUUCUGGCCUCUCGCCAUUGAAGCUUUGGACCGACACCACUUCGAUGAGGGGAGGAACAAUGCUUUCCAAUGCCCCAAAGCAGACUGCGACGUGGUAUUUACGAAACCUGGUGAAUGGACAAUACAUGCAGCGACUACGAAGCAUGGUUGGGCCCGAGUAGAGGAUGAUUUAUUCGACAUACUACCCACAGAAUUGCGAACUGUAUUUGAGGCAAAGUACAACCAGAUGGAGGCUAAGAGGGAGGAAUUGAGCGAGGAGUCCAUUAAAACGUUCAACAAUUGGAACGACGGAGGAGAGGAGAAGAGAAAAGAGAUGGAACAAGAGUUCCUUCAGCAACUAGAGAAUGAUAAAGAUUGGGCGACAGGGGAGCAGGCGGUGGAACAUCAGAUCUGGAAGAACUUUAUAAAAGCGAUGGAUCCUACAUGGAAUGGACAGUGA
Molecule: messenger RNA, 1086 nt
Organism: Alternaria atra
Lineage: Eukaryota; Fungi; Ascomycota; Dothideomycetes; Pleosporales; Pleosporaceae
Exons: 1
Coding region: 1-1086 (361 amino acids)
Source: RefSeq, a predicted model, not a curated record